AUGCCUCCAGCUCCAAUUGAAGCGACAAAAUCGCUGCUGCGUACCGCCGUCCGUACCUUUCACCCUCUUCCCAAAACUAUCUUCCUCUUCGAUGCGCUUUUGACGUACGGCGUGCUUCAUGUAGACGAUAUGGUACCACUCUUUCCACCAAACACAAUACAACCGAAAGAGAUCCGUGCACUGUUGACUCCUCUGAAGAAUUCUCGGCUGGUCUCUGUGGGCACGAGGACAGAAAUUAGAGAAGGGCAUACCAGGUCCAUGCAGCGAGAAUACUACCACAUCAAUUACCACGAAGCAGUCGACGCCAUCAAAUAUCGCAUAGUCAAGUUGCAGGAUAAGGUGCAAGAUCUUUACAAGCAGGCUGAGGGUCAAAGGAAGGAUUGGUCCUGUCCACGAUGCCACGCUGAGUACGAUGAGCUCAGUAUUCUCGACAAAAUCGCUCCGACGGGCUUCUACUGUGAACGUUGUGGUAUGACCCUUGAACAGAAUGAGCAGGCUAUUCUAGAACGAGGUGAGCAUACCAAGAUCCGCGCUCUGAACGAUCAGCUGGGUCCUUUCAACAAACUUCUGGCAGUGAUUGAUAGUGGAGAAGUGCCCGAGAACGCAUUCGAAGAUGCAUGGGCGCGGAAAAGGCCUGUGCCUGAGCAAACGCAACUGCUUGGUUCAGCUCACAAACCCAAGUGGAUGGAGGUAUCGCAGCAGAGGAAUCAAGAGCAGCGCAAACAGCAGGCUACCGUAGAUGCUAGCGCGGUUGGCGUUAGCAUUAGCACCGAGAAAGAGCAAGAGGAAAGGGUUGCAGCAGAGAAAAGAGAAAAACAGAGAGCGGCAGCAGCAGCAAACGUGUUACCCGACUGGUACCAGAAUAGUACUGUCGGUGCUGUCUCGAGUGCUGUCAAGAAGGAAGAAGGUGGAACAAGUCCCAAUCCAUUGGCUAUGCUCAAAAAGGAAGAAGAGGAUGAAAAGAAGCCCGUUCUCAGUGGAGCAGCAGCUGAACAGCGCAAUAUGCAGGAGGACUUGGACGAGUACGUCAGGGAGAUGGAGCGAGAGAGGCUCGAACAGGAAAGAAGAGAGGCACAAGCAGCCGCCGAAGAGGAUGAAGACGAAGACGAUGAAGAAGAGGAAGACUUCGAGGACGCAGUACCGAGCGGGGUCAAUACGCCAAUGAGUUCUCAACAGCCGAGUAUCAAGCAGGAAUCUAUGCCUACGAUCUCAAGAUUGAUUGGAAAUGGUCUGAAGAGAGAGCUCGACCUGGACGGUGACAGUGUGAGUGGGACUGACACUGGGGCGAAUACCCCUGCUUAUGCAGCACCUUCAUCAGCGCCUGAUGCAAAGCGCAUCAAGCUUGAGAACGGGAUUGUUUCGACAAAGCUUGCGGAUGAUCAAGUUGCUUCACCUGCAGUAGUAACUAAUGGUGCGACUCCUCAAGCUGAUUCUGAGGAAGAAGAUGAUUUUGAAGAUGUGUAA
Molecule: messenger RNA, 1464 nt
Organism: Lithohypha guttulata
Lineage: Eukaryota; Fungi; Ascomycota; Eurotiomycetes; Chaetothyriales; Trichomeriaceae
Exons: 1
Coding region: 1-1464 (487 amino acids)
Biological process (GO): transcription open complex formation at RNA polymerase II promoter; transcription initiation at RNA polymerase II promoter
Cellular component (GO): transcription factor TFIIE complex
Source: RefSeq, a predicted model, not a curated record